AUGAAUACACUAUGCGCAUUUUUUUACUACUUUGAUAUCAAAAUUUUGGGUGGCUGCAAAGAACCAGGUGAUCUUUUACCGCUGUGUCGCCUAUUUAAGCUUGUUUUCUGCGUGUUAUGCAGUGACCCCUUAGCCUGUCUACUGCUCGAAAUGAUUGAGAUAACAGCAAACGAUCGUCUGGGGAAGAAGGUGCGGGUAAAGUGCAACCCCACUGACACCAUUGCGGAUUUGAAGAAGCUGAUAGCCGCCCAAACAGGAACGAAGUGGGAUCGGAUCAUUCUCAAAAAGUGGUAUAACGUUUACAAGGAUCCUGUCACAUUGGCGGAUUACGAAAUCAAGGAUGGGAUGAAUUUGGAACUUUAUUAUAAAUAA
This is a messenger RNA of Echinococcus granulosus, 372 nucleotides long. RefSeq names its product Ubiquitin-like protein 5. Gene Ontology annotation, biological process: mRNA splicing, via spliceosome; protein modification process. Bases 1 to 372 code for a protein of 123 amino acids. The transcript has 3 exons. Gene Ontology annotation, molecular function: protein tag activity; protein binding. The record is from RefSeq and is a predicted model, not a curated record. Gene Ontology annotation, cellular component: cytoplasm; nucleus. NCBI's taxonomy places the organism in Eukaryota, Metazoa, Platyhelminthes, Cestoda, Cyclophyllidea, Taeniidae.